This is a messenger RNA of Oryctolagus cuniculus (rabbit), 6444 nucleotides long. The record is from RefSeq and is a predicted model, not a curated record. Lineage: Eukaryota; Metazoa; Chordata; Mammalia; Lagomorpha; Leporidae.
UAUAUAUAGAUAUAAAUAGAUGUAUUCUUCGUAUUUUAUUGUACAUUUGUCUCCAGAUUUUUGCUAUUACAAAUGAUGCUGCUAUGAACUUAAAAAAUUUCUCAAAUAAUCAUGACAACUUGACAUCAUUAUUGAGGCAUAUAAACCACUCUGUUAAGACAAUCAAAUUUUCAAAAGUGUUGUGAUUAAAUGAAUAGUGACACUCAAUAAGUUUAGAGAAAUAAAUAUUAAAUUUGUGUGCUGCAUGCUUUUCCAUAUGUCUUAAUGAAUCCUCUUCCUAUGAAGUAAGAGGUGGUAUUUUAUAGACCAGGAAGCUAAGGAUCAAAAAGGUGAACAGCUUACCCAGUGGGGUUCUCUAGCUAAUAACUGGUGAAUCUAGAUUUCAAACUUAGGUUCCCUGACUUGAGAUCUAGGACUCCUGCUGUCCCACAUUGUCAGUUUGGCUAGUCUAAAGGAAAUAAAAAUAGCUUGUCCCAGUUGCAUGAUUCCUUGGCUCAAACAUGAGCAGCUAAAUCUAUGGUUUGCUUCUUCUGGAUGUGGAAUGCAAAUAACCAUAAAAGCAGUCCCUACUUAAAAACAACUUGUGAAUAAUACCUACUUUGUUAACAGAAAGUAACAAUAAGAAAAAACUACUUAAGUUUGUGUUUAAUCUUCCAUCGAUUCACCUCUCACUGUCAGGCCUUCUCUAUUGAUUUUACUGGGCCCUUGCAGGAUUUGAGUUUGCAGGGAGAUCUCCCUAAAGAAACUACUCCCUACCCCUCUCCCAUGGCAUUUAAAAAUCAAGCAGAUCCCUCCUGCCAUGUUGCUAGAAAAUGUAUUGGUUAUUAGGGUACCAUUAGGUUGUGCAGUGAUCCAUAGCUCAGAAAUCAGGAAGGGCCCUCCAGUUGUUUGUCAGCUGUCUUCCCAUCACUCCUGAGACAUCGGUUGUCCCAGAAUGCUGCCGAAGUUUCACUAUGCCCAUCCCACCUUGGAGCGUGAUAAACUUUGUAGGGCUGGGAACUCCUAUGCCUGUGGAUUCUCCCUGGGUGCAUCAAGGACCUCUGGGUGUUACCAUCUCACCACAGUGUCGCUUCUGGCAAGUGCUGAGCAGGCCUCUGCUCCCUUUAAUUUUCAGAUCUCUGACUUCUUGAUGUCUAUUUGGGAAAAUAUCCCCUUCUCUUUGGCUUCCUUCAGAGGCAUGUUUGCCUAGCACUUAUGUCCCCUUCUUUGGAUUAAAAAAAAAAAAAAGAUUUUUUUUCUUUUGGAAAACUGCUCUUUUCCUACCUCCAUGCCAUAUGGUUUCAUGGGCUAAUUUAACCUUCUGGUUCCAGAACUGGAUACAAGCCACUUGGCCAAUCAGAUUCAUCGUGAUUGAUUCAGGAGUAAGCAUGGCAUGUGAUCAAACCAAGCCUGGAACUUUGCUGGAAUUUGAGGAAAACAGGUGUUCUUCCUUAAGGGUUGCUAAUUAUUAAGGGGAAAGUUUGAUGCUGCUGAUGUUCAGGUUUGUCAGAUUAAGAGCUCACCUAAGAAUCAAACCAUCACAGAAAAAAAAGCUGAGAAAUGGAGACAAUUUUAUUAACAUUUUAGCCAUUGUGUCUAGCCAUGCCAGAAAUCAGAGCUAUUCCUGGACUUUUCUGUUAUUUGAGCAAAUAAACUUCUGUUUUUCCUUAAGCCAAUUUGAGUUGGAUUUCUGUUACUAACUGAAAGACUCUUCAUACACUUGCACUUUCCUCUUGACAUCAAACACAUUCCUCACCUCCCCUACUUUGGCAUGUCACUUUAAUCUUUUAGUUAGCUUAGGGCUUUUACAAAAGACAAAAAGCUAUUAACUUGAGGUUGCUUCCUCUCAACCCAAAGAAAAGCACCUGCUCCUACUUUGAAAUGAAAGAAAGAAAAAAGCACAAAUUGAUAUGUAAAAAAGGAUAUCCCACCGUUCUCCUGGGAAAUGGGACCAAGUAAGAGCUCCUAAAUAUAAGAAGAGAUGAGGCAAUUCUGAUCAGUCUCAAUAUCUUCAGGGCAAGCUCCUCUGUUGAGUUGCUUGGAAGCUUGGAGCAACUAGAAGUGGGAACCAGGAGAAACAGGGCCCUGUGGAAGCUGAAGCCCUUCUCCCAAAGACGAAGAAAUAAAUGAGGAAAUGCAAGUGAGGGAAGAUAAGCGUUGAGUGUUUUUACAAUGGCUACACAAACUAGUCAUGUCUUCCAUGGUCAAGAAAAUAACUUUCUGGAGAAUGAUUGCAUGAGGAGGAACACUGACAAAGAUCCAAAGAAGCAGUUGAACCAGGAGACAAUGAAUGGACUUGGCCAAAAUCCAGACGAUGGACUACUGGUUACACAUGUUAACCAGACACAGGACCUACUGAGGCUACAGGAGAGUAAGAACCAGUCUUCCACUUCUGAGGACUCCGAAGAUUGGCUCUCGAGUCACAGUUUAGAGUUUGAGAAACUCACCUUGGCUGAUCUGGUAAAGCAGGGCACAGCUGUGCUGGAGGAAGGCAGCAACAUCAUGCAGAAAAUACGCUUCCCCACCCAGACCGUCUGCCAUUUUGAAUCAAAGCUUUCUGAAGCCAUUGAACUCUAUCAACAGAGGCUUCAGUGGCUCACAGAAAACAGCAAUAAGGCAUUCGGCCUCAUCAAAGGGGCCAAAGUAGGCAUCCUCAUUGACACAUCGGCAGUCGGCAGUGGCCCUCAGAGAGAGCAGUUCCAGAGUGACCUCGUGAGCCUCAUUGACGAGCAGCUGAGCCACAAGGAGAAGCUGUAUGUCCUGUCCUUCGGCACCACCACCAGCUCCCUCUGGCCAGACCCAGUGGAAGUCAGCGCCUCCACCCUCCAGGAACUCAAGCUCUGGGUCAAGAAACUGCAGCCCGAGGGAGGCAGCAAUUUGCUACAAGCCCUGAAGAAAGUCUUCACUCUGAAGGAGCUGAAUUCUCUAGUGACCAUCAUGGGCAGCUGCCCCGAUCAGCCUUCUGAAAUCCUGUCUGACUACAUCCAACAGGCCACGAUGGGAAGGGGCCUCUUCAUCCAUGUUGUUACCUACAAAUGUGAUGGUCAACUGCCCCCCGCUGUCCUGAAGAACCUUGCAGAAGCCCUUGGAGGCUGCUACCACUGCUACAGCGUGGAGACAGAGCUCUGUGCCAGCCGGGAAGUGGAUGAGCUCCUGGCAGAAAUGCAAAAGGCCCAGAGCCUCCUCAGCCACAUCCAAGCCCUGCGCCAGAGCAGUCCGUGUGAGGAGCUAACCUGCAUGCCGAAGCAAUUCCAGAAAUAUCAAGAGAAGGAGACGGGGAUGAUGCCUUUGAUUUUCCAGAUUUCCACAGAGAUUGCAAAAGGGCCACUCACAAGUCUCUUGCCUAAACCUCCAAAGCAUGAAGCUCCUCUCACAAUUGAGUUCCCAAACUUGGAUAAGACUUCUGCAGAAUGGCUCAAGGUUAAUAGUCUAAAAGCUAAGAAAUUAAGCCUUUAUCAGGUUCUGGCACCCAACGCAUUCUCUCCUGUGGAAGAAUUCGUGCCUAUUCUCCAGAAAACUGUGUCAUCAACUAUCCAUGAGAAGGCAAUGGUACAGUUUGAGUGGCACGACGGGACAGUGAAGAAUAUUCAUGUGGAUCCGCCCCUACUCUAUGAGUACCAGAAACAGCUCAGCAGAGCCGUGCGAAUAUUUGAGAGGCGGAUUGAGUGGCUCUCCCUGGCCAGCAGACGAAUCUGGGGCACUGUCUGUGAAAAAAGGGUGGUUUUACUGCUGGAUAUCUCUGCGACCAAUUCCAUGUACAUUAUUCAUAUCCAGCACUCCCUGAGGCUGCUGCUGGAGGAGCAGCUCUCCAACAAAGACUCCUUCAACCUCAUCGCGUUUGGAGCCACAAUUGAAAGCUGGAGGCCAGAGCUGGUUCCUGUGACCCACGACAACUUACAGAGCGCCUGGCGGUGGGCCCUGACCCUGCAGUGCGGGGGCAGCAGAAAUAUCCUCAGUGCCCUGCGGAAGGCCGUGGAAGUGGACUUCAAGGACAAGGACAAACACCAAUCCCAGGGCAUCUACCUCUUCACCGGGGGCAUCCCCGACCAGGACGUGUCCAUGCUCUGCGCCUACAUGGCAGAGGCCUGUAGCGGCUGCGACCUCCAGUUGAACGUGUGUCUCUUCUACGUGGGUGAGCCGCAAAUGGACAGCAUAGCCCCUGCCUGCUAUGCCAGCCGCACUGACACAGCCACUGCCUACAAGGAGGUCACCCGGGCUACUGGUGGCCGCUUCCACUGGUUUGGAGACACAGGCAUUUAUGAGAGUGAUGACAUCAGCUCCAUCAUAUCCGAAAUGGAAAAGGCUCUCAACUACUCCCAAAAGUGUGCCUUCUUAGUGGCCUCCCUGAAGAACCACUCAAAAAAGGAACUGGAGAGUGCAGCCCUCCCAAAGGAGAAGCCAAAGAUACCCAAGCAAGGAAGUCAGCCCAAGAAAUGCUGCCCUCCCAAGCCCACGGCCCCCGCAGUGGCCAGAACGAACAUUCAGGAUGGCCCUGACAGAGAGAAGAGCCCUUCCUUGAAAACUCUGAAAUGGUGUCCACACAGUGGCAGAGCAAGUGCCUCCCCAGCUGCAGCGGAGCCAGUGAAAGAAAGGACGACAGCAUGGAGAAGGAAGAACAAAUCAAGGGACACAGAGACUUCUGUCUCACUGUUCUAUACAGAGACAGGGAAUAACGUGGGUUCUGUGUACAAAAAGUACCCGCAAGGAAAGGGUAUAAGAAGGAUCAGAGGUUCUAUUGAGUUGCCCAGAAAGGAUGCAGUGUGUUCAAGCCAAGAGUGGGUAGCAAAUUAUGGGCUAAAAAAACUGAAGAUGGAAAUCUCUAGACACAUCGGUCCCAACUGCACUCACCAAAAGUCAGCACAGAGGUCGGCAUCAGCCAAAUACUGCAGCUGCAGUGCCUUCCCCAGCGUAGAGAUCAAAGGGGUGGUGAGACACAUCCAGUGGACGCUCAGGGAAAUGGAGGCGUACAUCUCGCGCCUGGAGAAGCUGAUGAGGCGCUACGUGCAGAGGCUGCAGUGGCUGCUGUCAGGGAGCCGCCGGCUGUUUGGCGCCAUCUUGGAGAGCAAAGUGUGCAUCCUGCUGGACACCUCGGGGUCCAUGGGCCCCCACCUGCAGCAGGUGAAGACAGAGCUGACUCUGCUGAUUUGGGAGCAGCUGCGGAAGCGGUGUGACAGUUUUAACCUGCUGAGUUUCGCAGAGGGCCUACAGCCAUGGCAGGACAGCCUGGUGGAUACCACAGACGCAGCGUGUCACAAGGCGAUGCAGUGGGUGGCCCACCUGCAAGCUCAGGGGAGUACCUCAGUCUUGCAAGCUUUACUGGCAACGUUCAGUUUUCAUGACGUGCAAGGCCUGUACCUCCUGACUGACGGGAAGCCGGACACAAGCUGCAGCCUUGUUCUAAAUGCGGUCCAAAGACUCAAGGAGGAAAGAGACGUGAGAGUGCACACCGUGUCCCUGAACUGCACAGACAGAGAAGCGGUCGAGUUUCUGAGAAAGCUGGCAGCCUUCACUGGCGGGCGCUAUCACUGCCCGGUUGGAGAAGACACGCUCUUCACAAUCCAAGGCCUGCUCACCAAGGGCUUCAUCGAUGAUCAGGAUCCCCCGUUGCCACCAUUUGAAGGAGAUGAUUUAAGAAGAUUGGCCCAGGAGAUCACCAAGGCCAGAAGCUUCCUGUGGCAGGCCCAGUCCUUCAGGUCCCAACUCCAGAGGAAAAGCAGCACUGACCCCCAGGUCACUGCUUGUUAGAGACGUGUUCUCAGAUCACUGCUCGCUGAGAAGCCCCACGGGAGCCCCGUGCCUGGAACACCCUUCUUGCCACCUUCUGCCCGAUGACUCCCACUCACCCCCCUGAGACACAACUCAGAUGACAUCAGCUCCCGUGUGAAGAUGUCACUGGACCCAUCUGGAGCCGGGAGUCUGCAGAGUCGGGAGCCUCCAGCCUUCCUCUCCCAGCAGCCUAAGCCGCCAUGCCUCUUACUGCAUUUGCCGUUCCAUCUCACAGUUCCUUGCUCACUUCUCUAACUCUUCUUGCCCGUGUGUUCCCUCGGGAUGAAGCUGGUGUCCUAUUCAUCCCUAAGUCCCCAGAAUCUGCUGCAUGGCAGACAGGAAGGAGACACUGAGCGCUGGGCCGAGCUGUGAGAGCCCAGCUCUGCAAACAGCCAGCCAGGGCUACUUCUGCCCUGGUGCUCUCUGUGCUGCCCCUGCCCUGGGGCACGAGGCCCACGCAGGUUCAACGUCAGCCCAUCUUACUGCAAGAAGAAACAAGUGAGCCUCUGCCCCACCCUCAACCCUGGCUCGGCCAAGCUGGACUGAAGGUUGCUCUGGAACGCAGGCCGGAGUAAACGUGGCUGGAGCACAUGACAAUUGGGCAGGUGGUGGGGGCCUAGUCCCACCGUGCAUAUAAGAAGUGAAUGUGUCACUGUUUGGGGUCGUUUUCUAAAAUAAAAAUGCUUUUAUUUUCAUUAA